UGUACAUAUUUAGUAUUUUUAUGAUAGCAUGCACUUUGUAUGAUCUUUGUGUCUCUUUCGGGUUGUAGUUUGAUGUAAUGUAUUUUGGAUUGUCUGGUAAAUAAUAACCCUUGCUCGCUAUAAUCCCUCUGGCGUCAACGUGUAUUCUUUUGAUUCUGUUUUAUCACUACAUAGAAAUAAAAAACAUAGAAAUAAAUAAUAAUUGUGACCGAGAUGACUCGACAUGGGAAGAACUGUACAGCAGGAGCUGUUUACACUUAUCACGAGAAGAGGAAAGACACCGCGGCGUCUGGUUAUGGGACACAGAGUGUGCGUCUGGGAAAAGAUGCAAUAAAAGAUUUUGACUGCUGCUGUCUGUCGUUACAGCCCUGUAGGGACCCAGUUAUAACUGAAGAUGGAUACAUAUAUGAAAAAGAAGCCAUUCUGCAAUACAUCCUUCACCAAAAGACAGAGAUUGCUAAGAAAAUGAAGAAAUAUGAGAAGCAGAAACAGGCUUUGAAGAGUGAGGGGCAGCUGGAGUCCAAGUCUGAGGAAAGACAGAGAGCAGAGAAGUUCAAACAGAGAGAGAACAACAUUGUCUCCAAGCCAAUCAACCCCUUUACCUCAGGUAAAUCUAAAGGCGAUGGAAUCCCAAAGAGCUCACCGAGCUCCUCCACUUCUGAUGCUUCAGCGGGGGAGUCCAGUUCUUCUUCAGCCCUGCCCAGCUUCUGGAUCCCCAGCCUCACACCAGAGGCCAAGCCCACCUUGCUUAAAAAACCUUCAAAGGCAGUGUUGUGCCCCAUGUCAGGGCGUCCUUUGAAGAUGAGUGAUUUGAUUUCUGUGUGCUUUACUCCCCUGGACCCUGGUUUGGACAGAGUGGCCCUCCUCACACGGCAGGACAGAUAUGUGUGUGCAGUAACCAAAGACACUCUUGGGAACUCUGUGCCCUGUGCAGUUCUCAGGCCCUCUGGAGCGGUAGUCACUAUGGAGUCUGUAGAGAAGCUCAUACGGAAAGAUAUGAUUGAUCCAAUCACAGGAGACAAACUGAAAGACAAGGACAUCAUACCUUUUCAAAGGGGUGGGACUGGAUUUGCAGGUUCAGGUGUGGAUCUCAAAGCCAAAGAGGCCAGACCUGUCAUGCAAGCAUAAAGGAGAGGAUUGCAGAAAGGAAUGGACCCUGUAAAUGUAUUGAAGAAAUUCUGUUGGGUUUUAUUCAGUAUUUUGUUGUCAUUCAUUUGGUGAAAGGAUGCUGAAUGAAUUUUAAGUCAUUUUCUUGUCCCUAAAAAUACUUUUAAGUUUACAUAUUAAUACACAGGUAAAUGUGUUAUCGUUUUCUUAUUGUAUAAAUCAUGCAAUAUAUGCAAUUUAAAAGUCAUUUGUUCUGGUGUGCUUUUACUCAGUAUUUUGUUGUCAUUCAUUUGGUGAAAGGAAACCAAAUUAAUUUGAAGUUUAGUUUUCUUGCCACUGAAGAUUCAUUCAUGUUUACUUAUAAAUACACAGAUAAAUGUGUUAUAUUUUUCUUUUUUAAUAAAUCAUGCAAUAUACACAAUUUGAAAGUCAUUUGUCUUUUUUAAUAGUUUUUGAGAGAUUUUCUGAUGGUUAUGGGGUUAAAGCUCAUCAUGAUAUUCCAAUAUUAAGGUCCCAAAGUCAGUUAUGGUGCUGACCUUAAUGAAAUCCAUUUUGUCCAUGAUCUCACUGAUAGAAAGACGGCCAUCCUGAAAAUUAUAUCAAGGACACAGACAC
Molecule: messenger RNA, 1722 nt
Organism: Xyrauchen texanus (razorback sucker)
Lineage: Eukaryota; Metazoa; Chordata; Actinopteri; Cypriniformes; Catostomidae
Product: nitric oxide synthase-interacting protein-like
Exons: 9
Coding region: 214-1128 (304 amino acids)
Cellular component (GO): nucleus
Molecular function (GO): ubiquitin protein ligase activity
Source: RefSeq, a predicted model, not a curated record